Molecule: messenger RNA, 568 nt
Organism: Rhincodon typus (whale shark)
Lineage: Eukaryota; Metazoa; Chordata; Chondrichthyes; Orectolobiformes; Rhincodontidae
Product: protein FAM114A2-like
Exons: 3
Coding region: 110-568 (152 amino acids)
Source: RefSeq, a predicted model, not a curated record
ACCCUUAUCGCAAAUGCAGACGGUGUUGACACCACUUAUCACUUCCUGGGUGAAGGGUGAGUGACGUGGCGACACAGGUUGGGGUCGGGAAGCGGCAGGUAAAUCAAAAAUGGAGGAAACUGGAACAAGUGAAGAAUCUAUGAAUAAAGAAUCUGUGGCUCAGGAAGGAAGUGUUUCAGCAUGUAGGGAAAAAGAGCAUAAACAAGAUGUUGAUUCAGAACAGCACUCUGAGAUUGAAACUGGCAAGUGCACAACAGGCAAUGCACAAAAUGAGGACUGUGGGUCUGCUGGAAGCAUACAUGAAAACAGUACAAGUAAAGGGAAGGAGUCUGCCAACAGGACAAGAAAGAGACCUGAAUCAAAAGGAUCUAGUCAGCCAGGGUUAUCUGAACAACAACCUUUGGGAGUUGCAGACAAACCGCAAGAUCUCCCAAAUCAAGAAGCAGGAAGUUGGGGCUACUGGGGAAAUUGGGGAAAGUCAUUGCUUACAACAGCAACAGCCACUGUUGCAUCUGUUGGUGAGCUCACUGUUGCUUUAAAACAUAUUUUCCAACAGAUUAUCUUAUAA